CUCGAUGCGACUCCAGAACAGAGCACACAGCGUUCCCCGCAACAGCUGCGAGCUACCUUGUUAUUCCUCCUCGUUACGGAAGUACUGAAGCCGGCAAAGGGGGGCCAGUAGAGAAACAGGAGAGGAGCAGGGCAAGUUAUAAACGGCCGCAUUGUCACACGGCGGUCCCGGACAACAUUACGGCACCGGUACAAGUCGAGGACAUCACCAGAACAUUAAAGGCUUCUCCGAUGUUCGUGCGGGAUUAUAAACACGACAGCGAGACGAGUAGAGGUGCCGAGUGGAUUUUAUUAAACAGGACUGUAGGAUUAUAGGAGUGCCAUGGCCACCAUGGACCAAAGUUUGCAUAUUCUGCAGAAAACGACCGACGUCUCGAGCGACAAGAUCGUUCAAGAUGUGCCGACGGGGCUCGCGCUGGACAUGAGCUUAAGUAUGGACAGACGAAACGAUUUCGCGGUUCAACCAAUGGUCGGACUUCCGGACAAAAUUCCCCUAGUUAAACCUUACUUUAAAAAGAAACACGGACAACGAAAACUUGACACCAAAUGUCUACACCGGGCUCUCGAAGACCCUAUUCUCCAGACCUUGCUGAGUACGGACGCUCUGGUCACAGGCGACGGAGUGUUUGUCCCCCACAGUCAAACGAGUCGGACCCCGGGAAACAUAUGCGCGGCGGCGGUGGUGAAACAAACAUGUAUCGGUCAGGUGUGUCUGAAGAAUUCGGGGGCUGGCGGUGCGGUGGCAGGGUUGUUAGCCCACGACACCGACGCGGAAAUGGCCGACACUACAGCGGAACUGGAAGAGACGGAGCGACGGAGAGUGGAGCGGCCAAAGCUCGCGGGACUAGCGAUUCAGAGGGUCGCGAUGGAUUCUAACUCUGACAACCACUGCUUUCAACUGAAGCCUUCCCUAGGUGCCGUGAGUCCAGCGGCCGGGGGGACUGUUGCAAUGACAACACCUACCCGGGUCACUCCCAUAGUAUCACCCCCACCUCCUCGCCAAGAUAGGGGCAUUAAAACCGGUGACCUCUUCGCCUCUGAAGCCUUGCGGGGGGCAAAUUGCCUCCCCAUCAAAGCGACCAGAGGCCCUCCUCCACUCACCCAGGCCUCUCAGUCUGACAAAGGAGUGAUAUUUCAGAAUAAAAGUGAGGAGGCCUCAUUGGACCUGGUCUUUGAGCUUCUAACUCAGCUUCAGUAUCAUACGCACCAGUCGGACGCGGUGUCCGUUUGUGUGGAUUUCCUGCAGGGUCUGUGUGUGUACGGCAGUGACUGUGCCCACCACCAUACUGUGUUGCCAUACCACUGGCAGAUCCACAGCAGCAGCAGUCACACCUGGCAGAGCAUAGCGGACGAGUCCCAGGAGCAGCUGGAGAGACUGUACUGCAACCCAGACAACGAACAAGUCAGGCUCAAAUUCAAGGGUCGAGUGUUCUCCCUGGACUUCGGGGCCUUGCUGGUGUGUGAUAUGGAGUUUGACCGUGUCCGGAGGCUGUCCACGCCCCCCAGCCCAGCGAAUACACCCCCAAGCCCCAGCCCCAACCCCGUCCCAAGCUGCCACACCGUGUGGAAGUACUACUGCAGAGACAACUUCGGCUGGAGGGAAUACUCAGAGCCGGUGGUGAGGUUGAUUGAGGAGGCAAGCGGCCGCGGGCUGAAGGAGGUGCGCUUCAUCACACUGCAGAACCAGUACAUCCUCAACAUCAAGGAGGGCUUCCAGCAGAACGCCGUGUUUGGCUUCCGCCGGCAGAUCAAGAAGCGCCCCAUGUACACGUCGUCGGUGAUGCUGUCGCCGCACCUGCAGACUCUAGGCGCCCUCUCCUCUUCUCCUCACCCCUCCUCUUCCGUGGCCGAGCAGCUCUCCAGCCCUCUCCCGCUCUCGCCCACCACUUGCAACCCCCCUACCCUCUUCCCCGAGACGUGGUUGCCCAUGGCGACCAGCCAGGACUUCCUGCAGGUGCCGGUCUCCCGCGAGGACCGGAGCUACCGCACGGUGUACAGCCUGUUCCACAAGACGGUGUCGGAGACCAAGUUCAGGAUCCUCAAGAUCCUGCGGGUGCAGAACCCCUUCCUGUGGGAGAAAUACAAGAGGAAGAAGGAGUACAUGUCCCGGCGGCUCUCGGAGAUGGACCGCAUGCUGAGCGAGCGCCACCUGUUCCACGGCACCUCGGCCGACGUGGUGGAGGGCAUCUGCAAGCACAACUUCGACCCGCGCGUCUGCGGCAAGCACGCCACCAUGUUCGGCCAGGGCUCCUACUUCGCCCGCAAGGCUGUCUAUUCCCACAACUUUUCCAAGCGCUCGCCCAAAGGGGUCCACUGCAUGUUCCUGGCCAAGGUCCUUACGGGCAGGUUCACGGUGGGUAACCCGUCCAUGCGGCGGCCCCCGCCCAUCAGCCCGCGGGACGCCUCCAGCGACCUGUACGACUCGUGCGUGGACAACUGGGUGGACCCCCAGAUCUACGUCAUCUUCAACGACGACCAGAGCUACCCCUACUUCAUCAUCCAGUACGAGGAGGUGCCCUGCACCGUGGCCGUGUGAGCGACGGGACCGGGGCCGGAACCAGCCCCCUCCCGUCCGCUCCCCGCCCCCGACGCCCACCCCAGCCCGGAGCCUGGGGGCCGGUUAGCAUUUGGAUACGCUGUGAAAAACGCAACAAAAAAAAACAGGAUACAAGACGAAACAAAAAGAAAACAAAUGGAUGCUUUAACCCGCCGUGGAACAGGGGGAUUCUGGGUAACGACGGGCUCUGGGGAAUGCUUGACAUUUUAUGAUCCAGAGAGCAUCUACAAUAACAAGUGCUCCGACUCCUGGCCCAAAUACGAUGUGACCCAUAUAUGCACUGGACAGACGCACAGCGGAGGAUUUCUGCGGCCUGCGCCCGCCGGCCGGCCCGUUCUACAGACCGCAGCACGUACAGACGGUCCACACUCUGUUGGGAUGGAAAAUAUUGGGACUGGACCUUAACCAACGUCUUUACCAAUGACUUCUCACGGAAACCAAUCCCUGUUACCGCACCCCAUCUGACCGGGGUCAAACUGACUCGGAACAAACUGGAUUGAACCGGUCCGGACCCGACCCGAACAGACGUCGUCCCCCCCCCCUUCCCCACGAAUAUCCUGUUCGCUAGUAAGAAAAUAAAAUAAAAAUCGUAGUACUGUAAACCCACCGAAUGAGUGAACUUCUAUCUAGAGGCUGUAACAAAGGAAACCAUCAUCACCAAUGCGUAAACUAGUACUCGGAUCGUUGACUCUGGCCGCCCCCCCCCCCUGUAGGUGUGUAUGUGGCUCCUCUACGUCACGGCCCCAGCCCGACCUGUUCUACGGGUUGGCGACCCGUGCCGCCGCUGUGAAAGACUCGACCGGCCCAGCUGGAAGCUCCUCAAGAAGGCUGUACUCAAACCACUGGAGGCCUGCACACCUAGCUACCACGGUGGUGCCAUCCAGCCCCCAUCCUCCCCCCUCUGGAAGAGAGAAGUCACUGACAGUGAGAGUGGGUCGAGCCUUACCUUGACCUUUUUUUUUUUUUUGUUUUGUUUUAACAUUUUGUUUCUUUUUAGUUCUUUUACUGUGUUGUGUGAGUGGAUCUCUGGCAUUGAGGGCAGCCGUUCUGUGGCCUCGUUUUACUGCACAAUGGAGAAGUAAUGUUUGACUGGGGCCUGGCGUUCAACCAGACAUUCAGGUCGUCCCCCCCCCCCCCCCCGCCCCCCCAUGUGAGGUUUUGCAUACAGCCAGUACUGUUCCAGUAGGACGUCCUUUUGUCUUUCUUUUGUUUUUCACCCCAAUGUCAGCAUUUUGCGUUCCUCAUAUGGGAUUGAAGAGUGUACAGUUUCACUGAGUCUUGAUGCUGUGACAGCAGCAGUGUUUCGUCAUUUAAAAAACAAACUCGCUGAAGUUCGUAUCUCCCUCCUUACACCCGAUAUCUCUCUCUCUCUCUCUCUCUCUCUCUCUGUCUCGAUCUGUCUCUCUCUCUUUCCCCCUCUCUCGCUCUCUCUCUCUCUCUCUCUCUCAGAACACUCUCUCUCUCUCUGUGAGACGGUAGAUCUUUUUUUCUUUUUGGGGGGGGGGGGGAUGAGAGAAACUGUACAGAUGUUCUCCUUGUUUAUAUUUGAACUGUGUGCCUUUUGUUCAUAAAAAUGUUUAUUUAUGUUAGUUUAAUGUAACAUUGAUUAAAAUAAAGAAUUAUAAAACAUAAAAAAAAACGA
This is a messenger RNA of Gadus morhua (Atlantic cod), 4198 nucleotides long. RefSeq names its product TCDD-inducible poly(ADP-ribose) polymerase (gene tiparp). The transcript has 7 exons. Gene Ontology annotation, molecular function: zinc ion binding; NAD+ poly-ADP-ribosyltransferase activity. Lineage: Eukaryota; Metazoa; Chordata; Actinopteri; Gadiformes; Gadidae. The record is from RefSeq and is a predicted model, not a curated record. Gene Ontology annotation, cellular component: nucleus. The coding region runs from base 322 to 2535 and encodes 737 amino acids.